AUGCUGCCAGUUUUGCCUAAAUCGCUGAAUACACAUCACAACCAAUUAGCGGAUAUUACCACAAAUAGUCAAAACUCUCCGAGACAAAGCCCUACACAAAGUGUAAAUAAACGCAGCCCCAGCAUGAUAUUUCGCAUAGAACACUUGUUACCGAAUACCUCGGCUGCACCUACUACUUCUCCCUCCACAAUCGCCGCCAGUGACAGAACUAUGGAUCCUACGGAUUUAUCACCUCCUAAAAAAUCAAAAAUUAUAAGAGCCGGAGUGCAUGUUAGUCAGUUGACACCAAGAGAUACCAUAUCAGAAGCACUUGAUACACAAACUUUAAUCAAUGGUGCCGCAACUGCUGAAACAACAGCACGUGCUUAUUGUUCUUUAAUAAAGGAAAGCAAUACUUUAAGUAUGACACCCAGUAUAAUGAGAAAAAUAAAACUUUCCGAAGAUACCCACAGCAAUAACGCAUUAUUCGAAGUCAGUAAAGGGCAGGUGAUUUUGCGCGUUGUGCGUGACAUACAAAGAGAUGACGAAAUUGUGGCUUGGUUUGGUGAAGAAGUCACUCUUCUAAUGUCUAUACCCUUCUUAACACCUCUUAAUAUACAGGGUAAUAAUCGCUACACGUGUCACUUGUGUCAUUUAACAUUUGAAACACCGAACCCUUUAAAAAUCCAUUUGGCUUUGGGUUGUGGUCGCCAUAAUAUAGACAUUCUAUGGAUACGCUUAUUUUAUGCUCUUAAAGCUACACAUUAUACUCAACAAAUGUUACCUCUUCCGUCAUCGGCUACAUCUUCUUCAAUAUCACCCUCACAUUCGCCGCAACCUCAACCUUCCAUGUCCAGGUUUUCUGCCUUUAAACCUAUCUGCUCAUCUGCUUCAAUUCAUCACCCUCAUCUAGCCACAUCUAUGUCAUCGGUAAUGGCUUCUAACCUUGGUGUUCCACAACAUCAUACUACCUCGGCUCCUCUCUCUUUUCUACCUUCCAUCUCCUCCGCAGCCUUGCCACAUAUGAGUCUAUUACAGCCGCCCUCUUCAAAUCCUCUUAAUGCAGCUGCUCAAAUCGAAGCUAUAGUCAGUAAUAUGGGUGCCUCGAAACAAGGUCAUCUUUGCAUCUAUUGUGGCAAAGUCUAUUCCCGCAAGUAUGGUCUCAAAAUACACAUACGUACACACACCGGCUUUAAACCCUUAAAAUGCAAAUUUUGUCUAAGACCUUUUGGCGAUCCCAGUAACUUGAAUAAACAUGUACGUUUACAUUUGCAAAACAGUGCGAAUACAUCAUCGUCCGAAGGUUAUCAGUGCAAUUUGUGUCCCAAAACUUUGGGACGACGCAGGGAUCUACAAAAGCAUAUGGAAACUCGACAUGGCUAUGCGAGUACAAGUACUGAUGCAGCAGAAAAUGUUGAGACAACAAGUUCUAACUAA
Molecule: messenger RNA, 1416 nt
Organism: Lucilia cuprina (Australian sheep blowfly)
Lineage: Eukaryota; Metazoa; Arthropoda; Insecta; Diptera; Calliphoridae
Gene: Prdm13
Product: sal-like protein 1
Exons: 2
Coding region: 1-1416 (471 amino acids)
Cellular component (GO): nucleus
Source: RefSeq, a predicted model, not a curated record